CAUUUGGGCCACGCCGGGCCGGCCGCAGAGGCUGGGCGGUCACAGCGAGGGGCGCGCAGUUUGGGGUCACACAGCUCCGCUUCUAGGCCCCAACUACCGUUAAAGGGGGAAGCCCGUGCCCCAUCCAGGUCCGCUCUUGCUGAGCCCAGAGCCAUCCCGCGCUCUGCGGGCUGGGAGGCCCGGGCCAGGACGCGAGUCCCGCGCAGCCGAGGUUCCCCAGCGCCCCCUGCAGCCGCGCGUAGGCGGAGACGGAGCCCGGCCCUGCGCCUCCGCACCACGCCCGGGACCCCACCCAGCGGCCCGUACCCGGAGAAGCAGCGCGAGCACCCGAAGCUCCCGGCCGGCGGCAGAAACCGGGAGUGGGGCCGGGCGAGUGCGCGGCAUCCCAGGCCAGCCCGAUCGCUCCGCCCGCGGUGGGCCGACUUCCCCUCCUCUUCCCUCUCUCCUUCCUUUAGCCCGCUGGCGCCGGACACGCUGCGCCUCAUCUCUUGGGGCGUUCUUCCCCGUUGGCCAACCGUCGCAUCCCGUGCAACUCUGGGGUAGUGGCCGUUUAGUGUUGAAUGUUCCCCACCGAGAGCGCAUGGCUUGGGAAGCGAGGCGCGAACCCGGCCCCCGAAGGGCCGCCGUCCGGGAGACGGUGAUGCUGUUGCUGUGCCUGGGGGUCCCGACCGGCUGCCCCUACAACGUGGACACUGAGAGCGCGCUGCUUUACCAGGGCCCCCCCAACACGCUGUUCGGCUACUCCGUCGUGCUGCACAGCCACGGGGCGAACCGAUGGCUCUUAGUGGGUGCGCCCACUGCCAACUGGCUCGCCAACGCUUCAGUGAUCAAUCCCGGGGCGAUUUACAGAUGCAGGAUCGGAAAGAAUCCCGGCCAGACGUGCGAACAGCUCCAGCUGGGUAGCCCUAAUGGAGAACCUUGUGGAAAGACUUGUUUGGAAGAGAGAGACAAUCAGUGGUUGGGGGUCACACUUUCCAGACAGCCAGGAGAAAAUGGAUCCAUUGUGACUUGUGGGCAUAGAUGGAAAAAUAUAUUUUACAUAAAGAAUGAAAAUAAGCUCCCCACUGGUGGUUGCUAUGGAAUGCCCCCUGAUUUACGAACAGAACUGAGUAAAAGAAUAGCUCCAUGUUAUCAAGAUUAUGUGAAAAAAUUUGGAGAAAAUUUUGCAUCAUGUCAAGCUGGAAUAUCUAGUUUUUACACAAAGGAUUUAAUUGUGAUGGGAGCCCCAGGAUCAUCUUAUUGGACUGGCUCUCUUUUUGUCUACAAUAUAACUACAAAUAAGUACAAGGCUUUUUUAGACAAACAAAAUCAAGUAAAAUUUGGAAGUUAUUUAGGAUAUUCGGUUGGAGCUGGUCAUUUUCGGAGCCAGCAUACUACCGAAGUAGUUGGAGGAGCUCCUCAACAUGAGCAGAUUGGUAAAGCAUAUAUAUUCAGCAUUGAUGAAAAAGAACUAAAUAUCUUACAUGAAAUGAAAGGUAAAAAGCUUGGAUCGUACUUUGGAGCUUCUGUGUGUGCUGUGGACCUCAACGCAGAUGGCUUCUCAGAUCUGCUCGUGGGAGCACCCAUGCAGAGCACCAUCAGAGAGGAAGGAAGAGUGUUUGUGUACAUCAACUCUGGCUCGGGAGCAGUAAUGAAUGCAAUGGAAAUAAACCUCGUUGGAAGUGACAAAUAUGCUGCAAGAUUUGGGGAAUCUAUAGUUAAUCUUGGCGACAUUGACAAUGAUGGCUUUGAAGAUGUUGCUAUCGGAGCUCCACAGGAAGAUGACUUGCGAGGUGCUAUUUAUAUUUACAAUGGCCGUGCAGAUGGGAUCUCAUCAACCUUCUCACAGAGAAUUGAAGGACUUCAGAUCAGCAAAUCGUUAAGUAUGUUUGGACAGUCUAUAUCAGGACAAAUUGAUGCAGAUAAUAAUGGUUAUGUAGAUGUAGCAGUUGGUGCUUUUCGGUCUGAUUCUGCUGUGUUGCUAAGGACAAGACCUGUAGUAAUUGUUGAAGCUUCUUUAAGCCACCCUGAGUCAGUAAAUAGAACGAAAUUUGACUGUGUUGAAAAUGGAUGGCCUUCUGUGUGCAUGGAUCUAACACUUUGUUUCUCAUAUAAGGGCAAGGAAGUUCCAGGUUACAUUGUUUUGUUUUAUAACAUGAGUUUGGAUGUGAACAGAAAGGCAGAGUCUCCACCAAGAUUCUAUUUUUCUUCUAAUGGAACUUCUGACGUGAUUACAGGAAGCAUACAAGUGUCCAGCAGAGUAGCUAACUGUAGAACACAUCGAGCAUUUAUGCGGAAAGAUGUGCGGGACAUCCUCACCCCAAUUCAGAUUGAAGCUGCUUACCACCUUGGUCCUCAUGUCAUCAGUAAACGAAGUACAGAGGAAUUCCCACCGCUUCAGCCAAUUCUUCAGCAGAAGAAAGAAAAAGACAUAAUUAAAAAAACAAUAAACUUUGCAAGGUUUUGUGCCCAUGAAAAUUGUUCUGCUGAUUUACAGGUUUCUGCAAAGAUUGGGUUUUUGAAGCCCCAUGAAAAUAAAACGUAUCUUGCUGUUGGGAGUAUGAAGACAUUAAUGUUGAAUGUGUCCUUGUUUAAUGCUGGAGAUGAUGCAUAUGAAACGACUCUACAUGUCAAACUACCCGUGGGUCUUUAUUUCAUUAAGAUUUUAGAGCUGGAAGAUAAGCAAAUAAACUGUGAAGUCACAGAUAACUCUGGCAUGGUACAACUUGACUGCAGUAUUGGCUAUAUAUAUGUAGAUCAUCUCUCAAGCAUAGAUAUUAGCUUUCUCCUGGAUGUGAGCUCACUCAGCAGAGCAGAAGAGGACCUCAAUAUCACAGUGCAUGCUACCUGUGAAAAUGAAGGGGAAAUGGACAAUCUAAAGCACAGCAGAGUCACUGUAGCAAUACCUUUAAAAUAUGAGGUUAAGCUGACUGUUCAUGGGUUUGUAAACCCAACUUCAUUUGUGUAUGGAUCAAAUGAUGAAAAUGAGCCUGAAACGUGCAUGGUGGAGAAAAUGAACUUAACUUUCCAUGUUAUCAACACUGGCAAUAGCAUGGCUCCCAAUGUUAGUGUGGAAAUAAUGGUACCAAAUUCUUUUAGCCCCCAAACUGAUAAGCUGUUCAACAUUUUGGAUGUCCAGACUACUACUGGAGAAUGCCACUUUGAAAAUUAUCAAAGAGUGUGUGCAUUAGAGCAGCAAAAGAGUGCAAUGCAGACCUUGAAAGGCAUAGUCCAGUUCUUGUCCAAGACUGAUAAGAGGCUAUUGUACUGCAUAAAAGCUGAUCCACAUUGUUUAAAUUUCCUGUGUAAUUUUGGGAAAAUGGAAAGUGGAAAAGAAGCCAGUGUUCAUAUCCAAUUGGAAGGCCGGCCAACCAUUUUAGAAAUGGAUGAGACUUCAGCACUCAAGUUUGAAAUAAGAGCAACAGGUUUUCCAGAGCCAAAUCCAAGAGUUAUUGAACUAAACAAGGAUGAGAAUGUUGUGCAUGUUCUACUGGAAGGACUACAUCAUCAAAGACCUAAACGUUAUUUCACCAUAGUGAUUAUUUCAAGUAGCUUGCUACUUGGACUUAUUGUACUUCUGUUGAUCUCAUAUGUCAUGUGGAAGGCCGGCUUCUUUAAAAGACAAUACAAAUCUAUCCUACAAGAAGAAAACAGAAGAGACAGUUGGAGUUAUAUCAACAGUAAAAGCAAUGAUGAUUAAGGACUUCUUUCAAAUUGAGAGAAUGGAAAACAGACUCAGGUUGUAGUAAAGAAAUUUAAGAGACACUGUUUACAAGAAAAAAUGAAUUUUGUUCGGACUUCUUUUACUCAUGAUCUUGUGACAUAUUAUGUCUUCAUGCAAGGGGAAAAUCUCAGCAAUGAUUACUCUUUGAGAUAGAAGAACUGCAAAGGUAAUAAUACAGCCAAAGAUAAUCUCUCAGCUUUUAAAUGGGUAGAGAAACACUAAAGCAUUCAAUUUAUUCAAGAAAAGUAAACCCUUGAAGAUAUCUUGAAAUGAAAGUAUAACUGAGUUAAAUUAUACUGGAGAAGUCUUAGACUUGAAAUACUACUUACCCUAUGUGCUUGCCUCGGUAAAAUGAACCCCACUGGGUGGGCAGAGGUUCAUUUCAAAUACAUCUUUGAUACUUGUUCUUUAAAAAUAUAAUUUUUUAGAGAGCUGUUCCCAAAUUUUCUAAUGAGUAGAAGUGGACCAUUAUCACUUUAAAGCCCUUUAUUUAUAAUACAUUUCCUAUGGGCUUUGUUCCAACAACCAUUUUUUUCAGCAGACUAUGAAUAUUAUAGGCCUAAUUGGCAAACUUCAGACUGAACAUGCACACUGGUUUGAGCUUAGUGAAAUGACUUCUGGAUAAUUAUUUUUUUAUACAGCUAUGGAUUUCCCCAUCUUUCUGUAUAUAUACACAUGUGUUUUUAUGUAGGUAUAUAUUUACCAUUCUUCCUAUAACACACCUUUAUCAAGCAUACCCAGGAGUAAAUAGUUAAGAACCAUCUUCAAAUCUUUUGUUAUAAAAUAUUUGAAUUUAUAUUCUGAAACAAAAGAUUGUGAGUGUUGCACUUUACCUGAUAUACACUGAUUUUAAAAAUACAGAAACCAUACCUCACUAAUAACUUUAAAAUCAAAGCUGUGCAAAGACUAGGGGGCCUAUACUUCAUACAUAUUAUGUACAUAUUAUGUACUAUGUAAAAUAUUGACUGUCACACAAAUAUUUGCUUGGAUGUAAUUCUUUGUUACUCUUUACAAAUCAUGGAAAUGAAGAAACAAAAUUCAUAAAUUUAGCUGAAAGAUACUGAUUCAAUUUGUAUACAGUGAAUAUAAAUAAGACAUCAAAAUUUUCAUGAAAUGUUAAGUGACAGGUAAAAUAUUUUUAUAGUUUGUUCAUACUAUAUGAGGUUCUAUUUUAAAUGACUUUCUGGAUUUUAAAUAAUUUCUUUAAAUACAAUCAUGUUUGUAAUAUUUAUUUUAUGCUUAUGAUCUAGAUAAUUGCAGAAUAUAAUUUUAUCUGACUCUGUCUUCACAAGAGAGCUGUAGCCGAAUUUUGAACAUCUGUUAUAGGAAGUGAUCAAAUUAGAAGGCAAUUUGGAAAAACAAUUCUGGAAAAGAUUUCUUUAUAUGAAGUCCCUGCCACUAGCCAGUCAUCCUAAUUGAUGAAAGUUCUGUUCACAGGCCUGCAGUGAUGGUGAGGAAUGUUCUGAGAUUUGUGAAGGCAUUUGAGUAGUGAAACACAAGCACAAAACCUCCUGAAUCCAGAGUGUGUAUACACAGGAAUAAACUUUAUAUCAUUAUAAAAAGGCUAGUCCUUCUUUCAGGAGAACAUCUAGGAUCAUAGAUGAAAAAUCAAGCCCCGAUUCAGAACUGUCUUCUCCAGGAUGGUCUCUAAAGAAAUUUAAAUUUGGUUCUUUCCUACUCAGAAACAACUAUAUAUUUCAGGUUAUUUGAGUACAGUGAAAGCAGAGUACCUAUGAUUGUCCAACACAGGCCUCUCAGAUACAAGGGGAACACAAUUACAUAUUGGGCUAGAUUUUGCCCAGUUCAAAAUAGUAUUUGUUAUCAACUUUGUUACGUAUGAUGAAUUUUAAAACCCUACCACUUUAAGAUGGGUUAUUCUUUUUGGGCAGGUAGACUAUAUAACUAACUGUGAUUUUGAAAUUUAACUGCUCUGGAUUAGGGAGCAGUAAAUCAAGGCAGACUUAUGAAAUCUGUAUUAUUUCAGAAUUAUCUAGGUUAAAUAUUGAUGUAUUAUGAUGGUUGCAAAGUUUUUUGUGUGUCCAAUAAACACAUUGUAAAAAACCA
Pongo pygmaeus (Bornean orangutan) is the source of this 5767-nucleotide messenger RNA. RefSeq names its product integrin subunit alpha 4 (gene ITGA4). Gene Ontology annotation, biological process: integrin-mediated signaling pathway; cell-matrix adhesion; cell-cell adhesion. The transcript is spliced from 28 exons. Gene Ontology annotation, cellular component: integrin complex; external side of plasma membrane. The record is from RefSeq and is a predicted model, not a curated record. NCBI's taxonomy places the organism in Eukaryota, Metazoa, Chordata, Mammalia, Primates, Hominidae. Bases 581 to 3679 code for a protein of 1032 amino acids. Gene Ontology annotation, molecular function: integrin binding.